GCAUGUCUGCAUCAGCCAACAGCUGGGAAGAACUUCCUGCAGGUUGUGGACGGUGCAAAGUCCUACUCCAUAGCUUGCCUGCAGAAGGACAAGAGCGAAUAUGCUUCCUUCGAUCUCUUCUUCCGCACUGGAACGUGCUCUUUCCACAACAAAGGCAGCAGCGAGAUGCACCUGACCGGAUACUUUGAGCCGGAUGGUAUGCCAGAUGAUGACGAGGAGGAAGAAGAAGAGGAGGAGGAGGAGGACGAAGAGGAGGAGCCUCCACCGAAGAAGCUGAAGAAGAAGUGA
This is a messenger RNA of Symbiodinium necroappetens, 288 nucleotides long. NCBI's taxonomy places the organism in Eukaryota, Dinophyceae, Suessiales, Symbiodiniaceae. The record is from the annotation of a GenBank genome assembly.